UGCGUGCCAACUCUAUCUUCCUCGUCACUGAUCCGCCAUAACCCGUCUUGAGCUCACCAAUAUCGCCACUCACCACAACGAACCGGCAGCACUGAAAAAGCCCAAUUCUUGCCUCACCAUGACGAUACCUCCAAAUCAAGAUGAUGGUAAAGCGAGGACUACUUAUUUCAAUUCGCCUGCACUGGAUGUCUCCCUUGCUUUUCCCCAAGCAACUCCGGCGUCUAAAUUUCCUCCCUGCACUUCCGACUAUUAUCAAUCUAAUGAUCUAUUGACGCCUGAGGAGCAGGCUCUCAGGAUGAGAGUUAGACACUGUGUAGAGAAAGAAGUAGCUCCAAUCAUGGCAGAGUAUUGGGAAAAGGCAAAGUUUCCAUUUCAUAUUAUUCCAAAGCUCGGUGCCUUGCGAAUUGCUGGGGGCACAAUCAAGGGUUAUGGGUGUCCCGGUCUUUCUGUUACAGCAAAUGCUAUUGCUACAGCGGAAGUUGCUAGAGUUGAUGCUAGCUGUUCUACUUUCAUCCUAGUGCAUUCAUCACUAGCAAUGCUCACUAUUGCAUUAUGUGGAUCAGAGGCUCAAAAACAGAAAUAUUUACCGUCUUUGGCAGAGUUCAAAACUGUAGCCUGUUGGGGUUUGACUGAGCCUGAUUAUGGAAGUGAUGCAAGUGCCUUGAAAACCACCGCAACAAAGGUGGAAGGAGGUUGGAUACUUGACGGCCAAAAGCGCUGGAUAGGAAAUGCUACCUUUGCUGAUGUGUUGGUUAUUUUUGCAAGGAAUACAACAACAAAUCAGAUCAAUGGAUAUAUAGUAAACAAGAAUGUCCCUGGACUGAAAGCUACAAAAAUAGAAAAUAAAAUUGGUUUGCGCAUGGUUCAAAAUGGAGAUAUUCUCUUAAAGCAAGUUUUUGUCCCUGAUGAGGACAGGUUACCCGGUGUUAAUUCUUUUCAGGAUACCAGCAAGGUACUUGCUGUUUCCCGCGUCAUGGUUGCCUGGCAACCUAUUGGUAUAUCUAUGGGUGUCUAUGAUAUGUGCCACAGGUAUCUGAAGGAGAGAAAACAAUUUGGAGCACCCCUAGCAGCUUUCCAAAUCAACCAAGAGAAACUUGUUCAUAUGCUGGGUAAUGUUCAAGCUAUGAUACUUAUAGGUUGGCGUCUCUGCAAGUUGUACGAAGCAGGUAAAAUGACUCCGGGUCAGGCUAGCAUGGGGAAGUCAUGGAUCACUGUGAAAGCAAGGGAAACUGUUGCUCUAGGGAGGGAAUUACUGGGCGGCAAUGGAAUCUUAUCCGAUUUUCUGGUUGCAAAGGCUUUCUGUGAUUUGGAACCCAUCUACACCUACGAAGGCACCUAUGACAUCAACAGCCUAGUGACAGGUAGGGAAAUCACUGGGGUUGCCAGCUUCAAACCAGCUCCAUCAAGCAAACGAAGCCGCCUGUAGCAGCAUUACUUUCUAGAUCUCAACUCUGUAAAACUCUUUCUAGAUCUCAACUCUGUAAAACCAAGUGUUGUUUCAUGUCAACACGGUUUAAAUAAGAAAGAUAGACCGGUACUUCUGUAUCAUCCAUUCAAGUGUUGAAUAGUUGACAACAGAAAAUAUAGUUAUAAUAACAACUGUAUC
Messenger RNA from Fragaria vesca subsp. vesca, 1606 nucleotides. RefSeq names its product acyl-coenzyme A oxidase 4, peroxisomal-like. Gene Ontology annotation, biological process: fatty acid beta-oxidation. The coding region runs from base 119 to 1426 and encodes 435 amino acids. Gene Ontology annotation, cellular component: peroxisome. The record is from RefSeq and is a predicted model, not a curated record. Gene Ontology annotation, molecular function: flavin adenine dinucleotide binding; acyl-CoA dehydrogenase activity. The transcript has 13 exons. NCBI's taxonomy places the organism in Eukaryota, Viridiplantae, Streptophyta, Magnoliopsida, Rosales, Rosaceae.